UUAGGGUUUUAGCAGUUGCUCGUGUGACGGAACUAAAAAGCAAGAGAGAGAGCAAAGGAGGAGUCGAAACUCUCUGAGAGAUUUGCAAAUUAGGGUAAAAAAAGUGAGAAUGGUGGCGGACAACAAGAGCAAGAAGGCGAAGACCGAUGAGGAGAACGCCGAGCAAAUCGACGGAGAGCUUCUCCUUUCUAUCGAAAAGCUUCAGUCCAUUCAAGACGACCUCGAGAAGAUAAACGAGAAGGCUAGCGAUGAAGUGUUGGAAGUGGAGCAGAAGUACAACGGUAUAAGAAAGCCUGUCUAUGACAAGCGUGCCGAUAUCAUCAAAGCCAUCCCUGAUUUCUGGCUCACUGCUUUCUUGAGCCACCCUGCUCUUGGUGAUCUUUUGACUGAAGAAGACCAGAAGAUAUUCAAAUAUCUAAGCUCUCUGGAUGUUGAGGAUGCCAAAGAUGUGAAGUCUGGAUACUCUAUCACUUUUAACUUCAAUGCCAACCCUUAUUUUGAGGAUGGGAAACUAACCAAGACCUUUACCUUCCUCGACGAAGGGACAACCAAAAUCUCAGCCACACCUAUCAAGUGGAAAGAGGGCAAGGGCUUGCCAAAUGGUGUGGACCACGAGAAGAAUGGAAACAAACGUGCAUUGCCUGAAGAGAGUUUCUUUACCUGGUUUAGCGAUGGUCAACACAAGGAAGAAGACGUUGAAGUUGAGAUUCACGACGAGGUUGCGGAUAUCAUCAAGGAAGAUUUAUGGGCCAACCCUCUCACCUACUUCAACAAUGAGGCUGAUGAAGAGGAUUUUGAUGAUGAAGAUGAUGAGGGGGAAGGUGAUUCUGAUGAAGACGAUGAAGGAGAAGGCGAAGAUGGUGAGGAAUGAUGGGAGAGGCUUUCCCCGGAAACCACAUUUGCUUACAUGUCUUUCUUCUAUAACAGAGUGUGUUGAAAGGGUUUUAAUUUUAAUUAAAAUGGCUCAUGACAAUAACAUACAAGACUUAGCUUUUUCAUAUGCUUCGAGAAAAAUACAUUUUUAGCUAUUAUAAUCUUUUGUUUCUAGGAGUACCAUUUUCAGUCUUUUGUUGCAGAGUCCUGCUUAAAAUGUUUUUUAUUGUCUUCUACUGUUCUUAUAUAUAGUAUCUCCUCUCUCUC
Molecule: messenger RNA, 1140 nt
Organism: Raphanus sativus (radish)
Lineage: Eukaryota; Viridiplantae; Streptophyta; Magnoliopsida; Brassicales; Brassicaceae
Product: NAP1-related protein 2
Exons: 10
Coding region: 110-871 (253 amino acids)
Biological process (GO): nucleosome assembly
Cellular component (GO): chromatin; nucleus
Molecular function (GO): histone binding; chromatin binding
Source: RefSeq, a predicted model, not a curated record